AUGCUAGCUGGCUAGCGACCAGGGCUGAAGUGCCAUCACUGACUGAGUCUCCCUCUCUCUGUCACCGGGGCUUCGCUUUUUUCUCUCUUCAAUCAACGGGAGUCCCGAGGACGUUGGGAGUUUUCUUCUUUUUUUUUUUUUUCACGUCGCCUUCGGGGAAGAGUGUGUUUUCAUGGGAGUUUUGACGCGAAGCCGCAGGUAGCGUUAGCUAGCGCUGCCGGGGUGGCUUACAUAAAAAAAAAAAAAAAAAAAAAAAGAAAACGGCUGCGGCUCAGUGGAGCCACGACGCUUUGUGUUUGAGCUCCGUGAGAGAAACACAAACAAUUCAACCGUCUGCUUUUAUUCAGUGUUCACUUUUUUUAAAAGAACUAAAAGCCGAACGGGACGUUUCUGCUGCGUUUAAACUUAACCGAAGGUCGAGUUAGCUCGAGGGAGCAAGUGGAGAGUAAGCUUCUUACUUGCUAACGUUAAGCUCGCGGGGUUGUUGUUUUUUUUUUUACCCUCCAUGCUCCACGUUUAUUAACAUGUCGUAGAGUCGUUGAAUUAUUUAAAAAGGACGGAGCUCGGGGAAGUUUGUGUUUUGGGACGAGAGGGAGCGUGUGAGGUCGAGGGAGGUCUGAUGUGCUCUGUUUGUAAAUAACACCUCCUCCCCGGGAGUCGUACCCGGCGUUGGCAGGUCACGGCUCCCUGUUAACUUCUCCGCUGCCGGGGCCACCGCUGGGUGUUUGGGACCAGUGAUGUUACACAGGCUGCUCGUUUUACCGAGGUUGAGGUCGUGUGAUUCGGGACGAGUCGUAACCCACUUCCAGGGACCUGCGGGCCGAGGCGGGCAUCACCUUUGACGCGUUCAAUGAGAGUAAACAAACUUUGCGGGAAUGAUUUCUGGUCAGCGUGAGGAGUCGGGUCUGCGUCUGUCGGACCGUCAGUGAACCGUCUUAGUGACUGACUUCCUUCCCCUCGGGAGAAGAAGAUGGAGACGGGAUUCAGGUCCCACCAGGGCGAGCUGUUCGUCCACCCGCUGUCCAACCCCGGGGCCGCGGGGAUCUGCCCCGAGAUGCUGGAGGUGGCAGAGGAGGCCAACCGGGCAGGGGACUUCAACCUGGCCGCGGAGAUCUACAGCUCCCAGCAGUCCGACCUGCAGCAUCCGGACCGAGGCUUGUGUCUGAGGAAGGCUGACUCUCUGGCCCGAGCAGGACGGAUAUCCGAGGCGCUGGACUCCUACUGCACAGCGGCCAGUCUCGCUAAGCUGCGCCCGCAGGAGCUGCCCUUCCUUGUGGACACCAUCGCCCGGACUCUCCGCGAGAAAGAGCUGAGCAUCCACGGGACGACAACCGGUAAAAGCAGCAGCAGCAGCAGCAAUGGGGAGGAUGGAGCUGAUGAAUACGGGGAUUGUGAGGACGAUGAAGCCCUGGACUUGUUUUCAUGUCGCCUCUGCAAGUGCCUGCUCCACGAGCCCACCACCGUGGAGUGCGGGCACACUUUCUGCAAACGUUGCCUGGAGGACGAAGCUGUCACAGACUGCACACAAUGCAAACACACUUUGCACCAACAAGACGGGCUGCUAAUCGAGCGACGACUCAACGUGGUUCUCAGCGGGCUGUUGGAUAAACUGUUCGCGACUGAGAGCAAAGCCAGGAAGCUUUGGAUCGAGGGAGAGGUGCUGUGGAAGAAGCAGAACCUCUCGGGGGCCUUGGAGAAGUACGAUGCUGCGGUGGAUCUAGUGCCAUCCUCAGGCCGACUGCUGUCUCAACGGGCUGAGUUGAACAUGGAGAUGAGGAACUUCAGCCAGGCAGUGCAGGACACCAGCAUCCUCUGCAGAACAAAACCUCUCUGGACCAAGGCUCACUAUCUGAAAGCCACAGCACUCAGGAAAGCAGACCGAAAUGAUGAAGCCUUGCAGGAAUACCUCCUAUGUGUGGCACUGAAGCCCGACUGGACCAAAGUCAAACUGGAAACUCAGAAGGUCCUUAGCGAGCUCUUCUCCUCCGUGUUUGAGAAUGAGGACAUGCCGACGACACUGCAUCCUCUGCAGGGAGGGUUGGCCAACCGCCUCAUCAAACCCCCGGCCUUGCUCAGGUCUCUGAGGCCUCUCACACAGAGACCGGGCUCCUCCUCACAGGACGCAGAGUUCAGUGUGACGAAAAAUGCUCCAGUGGACAACUCAUCCUCCAGACUGUCCACUGUGACACCCUGUAAAUCGGACCCUGCCGCAGUGGAAGGCUGCACGAAGAGCCUUGCCAACGUCCUGGCUGCACUACCGGCGCCCCCUGGUGGCCUUAAGAGGAAACACAGCAGUGACGAGGCAUCAGCAACCUUCAACCUCCCCUCCAAACAGCUCAGACAUGAUGGGGCGAACAGCUUGCAGACGUCGGUCUCAGUGAGCAGAGGAAGGAUUGUUCCUGCCGACCUGUUGGACAGUGGAGACAUGGAGUGUCCGCUCUGCAUGAGAUUGUUCUAUGAGCCUGUGGCCACUCCCUGCGGACACACCUUCUGCCUCAAGUGUCUGGAGCGCUGCCUGGAUCACAACUCCAACUGUCCCCUGUGCAAGGAGAACCUUGCUGAGUAUCUGGCCACCAGGGGUUACAAAAAGACCCUGCUGAUGGAGGAAGUGCUGCAGCGUUACCUAGGAGACGAGCUGGACGAGAGGAAGAAAAUCCACGAAGAGGAAAUGAAGGAAUUGUCCAACUUGAAACAAGAAGUGCCCAUCUUUGUGUGCACCAUGGCCUUCCCCACAAUCCAAUGCCCAUUGCACGUGUUUGAGCCGCGCUACCGCCUCAUGAUCCGCCGCUCCAUGGAGACUGGUACCAAGCAGUUCGGCAUGUGCAUAGCUGAUGAGCUCAAAGGAUUCGCCGACUUCGGCUGCAUGCUGCAGGUUCGGGAUGUGAAGUUCUUUCCUGAUGGCCGUUCAGUGGUCGACACCAUCGGCGUGUCACGGUUCAAAGUCCUCAGCCACGGCCAAAGAGAUGGUUACAACACGGCUAAGAUAGAGUACCUGGAAGACAAAAAGGUGGAGGGAGAGGAGCUGGUGGAGCUGCUGAAGCUGCACGACUCGGUGUAUGACCAAGCCAACAGCUGGUUCACGUCGCUGAAAGACAACAUGAAGAGCCAGAUACUCAGCCACUUCGGACACCUUCCCAGCAAAGACCCCGACCCACAGGGAAGUCCCAGUGGUCCGGCCUGGUGCUGGUGGCUGCUCGCUGUCCUUCCCCUGGAGAACAGAGCCCAGCUCACCAUCCUGUCCAUGACCUCCCUCAAGGACCGACUCAUUGCCAUCCGCAGGGUCCUCAUCUUUGUCACGCGCAAGAGGCCACGGUGAUAGCAGGGUGGACUGACCGGAGAUGCACGGGCUUCUAUGCAGUUCAAACAUUUCCGUUUGGUCAUUCAAUGGUCAUUUGGUCAUUUUCUCGUUAAUACAUGUAGUGAAGUCACAGUCUGUUCUGUUGGGAAUGAAGGAGGGUCGUUCCCUUCUGUCCAUCUGUUCAUCCUCCCACCAACAACUUCACUGGCUGUAUUGAGCAACAAAACAUUGAGAAGGAGUGACCUCUCACCUUGUUAAGUUUGGGGUAAACGCGGUCCAGCUGAGCCCUGUCACUUCCAUUUAGGUCUCUACUGGACGAUUCGCUUGACUUUGUUCUGGAGGAACAAAAACGUGUUAUCACUUUGGGCGGCACGACUCGGGAGGUAAAGCGGUUCCAUCCGCUGCUCCUCCAGAGUUUGACGAAGUGUCCUUGAGCAAGACGCCGAACCCCAAACUGCUCCUGAUGCUGCGUCAUUGGUGUGCGAAUGUGUGAGUUGUUGAGUGAGUCGUACAUGUAAAGAGUUUCGAGUGGCUGACAGACGAGAAAAGCUCAAUAUAAAUGCAGUUUUUUUUUGUUUUUUUUUACAAUUGUACCGUAAAGAAAACAGUGUCAACAGGAAAGAUAACAUAUGCCGCAGUAUUUCACAGAAACUGAAACAGACGCAGGCCUGUCACAUUGCAGUGCGGCUGUGCAGACACGGAAUCAAGACAAGAACUCACCCACUGCAACAUGAAGCAAAAACACUCGGCAUGAUGGUAACAAGCAAGUGAAUGUACUUGUCUGCCUGUAGUAAGUGGAUGUCUUUUUUAUUUCCCCUCCUACUACAUUUGUAAAGUCCAUGGUGAGGUUCACGUGAGGUGUCAAUCCCUUACCUGCAACAGCUGCUUCACUUGAAAUCUUCCUGACUGAGCCAAAACUCACGUGCUAAACCCUGGAACUUUACAUCUGCUGCUUCACCAGGGAGUGGACGUGUACCUCAUACAAAGAAACGUGCACCAUGAGAAUCAGUGUGUUCAGAUUCAGGAUUGUGAUCAUGCCCAUGAUUCUCGCACUAAAAGAACAAGUACAACUCUACAACGUCAUCUCCUCUCGUCACGGCAGAACGUUCACGCACGUCGGGGCUCACACAGAAGUUCUCGUUGCAUUUAGGAAAAUCCAGAAACAAACACACCCUCCCAGAUUCACUCGAUCUGGAACUUAAGCGUCCUGUUGUAGCAUAUCUCUGGACUAAUGCAGACUUGGAUAUAGGUUUAGCUUUUUCUCUUUCUCCCGUUGAAAUGCCCGUAUGUGUACAUGUAUGGUAAAAUUUUAAGUUGUGUGAUUUGUAUGUAUAUCGAUGUAACUCGGAGGCCUUUUUAAUGUUUUAUUUAAAGAAAGUUUAAACCUCUCCUUUCUCUUUCUCCUUCGAUCUCCUUCUGUCUCGGUGCAUUUGAACGCACGCCGUAAUGCGAUUCCUGGUAGAGAAGUUGUCCUGUGGGGGUUUCCCUGUAAACAAAUACUCAUGGAUUCUUUUCUCACCAGAACACAGUGUGUGAAUCCUUGAGGCCUGACGAACAUGCCCUGAGCAACAGCGAGCAUGAAUAUGUUACAGCUCCGAAGCACCUAGAGGUGGUGAAACAACGUUGAAAUAAACGGCGCUGUAGAGCUGCAUUCUCAUGAUCCCAGUUUUGUUUGUAUCCUGUCGCCAAUCACAGCUCGUGCCCACUGAACAAAUCAGGAAGAAGUAAAGGAAAGAUUUAAAGCAUUUAAAACAUAUUUGCACAUAAAGAUUUGUUUUGGGAUUCGGGGGAAACUGAAUUUAAACGUAUUUGUUGUUCUCCAGUGUGCUUUUUGACAUCUGGAGGUUGUCGAUGGCUCAAAUUUAACUCCCUUUGCAGACCAUUAGAUUUAAUAAAAUCAUGGAUGAAUGAAUAAAAUCCCAUAAUGAUUAAGUUAAAACUGGUUAAGCCGUGAUUGUAGGAUGCCUGUGGUUGUAAUUGCGUUACCAGCGUGCAGGAGAAUGCACUGUUCCUCUAUAAUUCUGUCCUUCCAAACGUUUGUGACUCCACUGCAGUUGCUGGCUCUCCAUACAGGAGCAGUGUUCACAAUGUGCUGCAUUUCCCUGGUAUAUUUGUAAAGGGAGCUCUUAUACCUAUUUUUUAUUGCAAAUAAAGAAAAUCACAUGUUUA
This is a messenger RNA of Paralichthys olivaceus (Japanese flounder), 5467 nucleotides long. It is a transcript of the gene lonrf2, whose product is annotated as LON peptidase N-terminal domain and ring finger 2. The record is from RefSeq and is a predicted model, not a curated record. Gene Ontology annotation, molecular function: ubiquitin protein ligase activity; protein binding. Lineage: Eukaryota; Metazoa; Chordata; Actinopteri; Pleuronectiformes; Paralichthyidae.